ACUUAACACAAGCCAUUUGUUCGGCGGUUUUAUGCCGACGUACUACUGCAGUCUACAGGUAUACUGUAGUACUGUAGUCUGCAGCCGGCAAUUGUUCAUUUAAUUUUAAAUUUAAAUUUUACUAGAGCUAUUAAUUUGAUUAAAGGUACAAUGGCUGAAGACGAUUUUUUUGAAGGAGCUGAAAAAUUAUUGGAAAUAUGGUUUGGUCGCCAGGACGGUCAGGUUGAAAAUGGUGACUUGAGAAAAAUUCCAAGAGAAAAGUACAAAGAUCUUUUGAAACAUGCCAGUUGUGAAGUUAUCAGCUGUUCUAGUAAUGAUGAAAUUGAUGCAUAUGUUUUGAGUGAAAGUAGCAUGUUUGUUACAAAACGCCAAUUUAUAUUAAAGACAUGUGGCACUACCACUCCAAUAGAAUGCAUUAAACCUUUAUUAUUAUAUGUACAUGAGUAUACUGGGUUUGACGAGGUAGAGGAUGUGUUUUAUUCACGCAAAAACUUUGAACGUCCCGAACUUCAAAAGAAUACACAUCGGAAUUUCAAACAGGAAAUACAGGCUCUUGAUAUAAUAUUUAAAGGAAGUUGUACAGCCGGUAUGGCAAGAUGUAUGCAUUCAACUAAAAGUGGAGAUUCAUGGUAUUUAUAUGCAUUACAUCCCGUUGAAUGUUUUACAAAAGAAAAACAAACUUCCGAUCAAACUUUGGAAAUUCUAAUGUCUCAGUUAAAUCCUGAAGUAAUGCAAAUAUUUACUAAAGAGCAAUCUGCUAACGCUACUCAAGCCACUCAAGAGUCAGGAAUUGAAAAAUUAUUACCUAAUAUGAAGAUAGACGACUUCCUAUUUGAUCCGUGUGGUUAUUCCAUGAAUGGUAUUGCUAAAGAGGGACAUUAUAUGACAAUUCAUAUUACUCCACAACAAGAGUUUUCGUAUGUGAGUUUUGAGACUAAUGUUCCUCAAUGCUCAUACAAAGAGUUGAUCACAAAAGUACUAAAAACAUUCCAACCCGAUAAAUUUGUACUUACUAUGUUUACUAAUCAGAAAUCGCCAAGCAAAUCAAAUCACAAAGAAUUGAAAUACUUGACAGAGUUAGGCGAAUGGCGUCAAGACACAAAUAAGACGUGUUCCUUAAAGAAUCACGACCUAACUGUCUCGUUCUACUCAAAGUAUCCAAGCUGAGAUCAACUGUUAUUAAACAGACCUCUUAUUAAAAUUCAAAUGUCUCUAACGCCACAUUACACAACCGUCCUAUCUGUUCUAGUCUGCAUAAAAAAUUUAGUUGUUACUGAACCACUUUAUCAUUUUGCGUGGCGCCGCUUUAAAAUUGUUUAAAUUAAUUACCCUACUAGCAUUUUUUCGGUACUACUCAAAAUUCUAUAUUGUUGUUUUUUUUUUUUUUUUUUACAAUUUUAAGACUUGAUGAACAUUGUUGUUCCUGUAUUGGACAUUAUAUAAGUAAACAUGCUUAUUUAAAUAAUUGUGAUUAUAAUAAUGUGGCUGACAUUUUAAUUAGAGGUAUGUACUAAUUUAGUGCAGCACUACAAAAUUUCCAUUUUUUUAAUUAUUCUUAGUAAUUCAAUUUUUAUUUUUGAAACGAUACAUUCUUUUAGACUGUUAGACAUUUAUUUCUUUUUAAGUUUAUAACAUUGUUUUUAAUGAAGCAUUUUAUUAUGUUAUUUGUUUGAAAAGCUAUUAAUUUAUAAUAGAAUAGUUUCAAUAUAGAAUUAAACAAAAUAAAAAUUCUAGUUUUAUUAGUUUUUCUAUUUGAGUAUAUUUACAGUUUUUGUUUAAGAUUGUAGCAUUUGAAAUACAACCAUU
Molecule: messenger RNA, 1806 nt
Organism: Adelges cooleyi (spruce gall adelgid)
Lineage: Eukaryota; Metazoa; Arthropoda; Insecta; Hemiptera; Adelgidae
Gene: SamDC
Product: S-adenosylmethionine decarboxylase proenzyme 2
Exons: 7
Coding region: 151-1167 (338 amino acids)
Biological process (GO): spermine biosynthetic process; spermidine biosynthetic process
Cellular component (GO): cytosol
Molecular function (GO): adenosylmethionine decarboxylase activity
Source: RefSeq, a predicted model, not a curated record